CACACCAUUUCAUUAUCCAUUCUACCAAAUAUUAAUUGACUGAUUUUGUGUCUUUGUAUAUUACAUUGUUUUUGUUAGAUCUCUGUAUUUUCCCAUUCAAAAAAAGGCAAGAAAAAUGUUGGCAAUAUUCAAGAAAGGUGUUAUUGAUCCACCAAAGGAAUUGCAGAGUCCAGCCUCAUUACAAGCAUCAAUCAAAGCUGCAUCUCCUGAAGAAACUAUGAAGAAUUUCUUAUCUGCAAAUCCAAAUAAUGGAUUUUCUAUUGGCUUUAUGGAUAAGGCUUUAUUGGCAUAUUCUAAUCAUGCAAGUUCAUAUAACACUCUCCAAAGGUUGUUCUGUGGUGUGAAUGACAUAUAUUGUGUUUUCUUGGGAAGUUUGAACAACCUAUGUGCCUUAAACAAACAUUAUGGCCUAUCAAAAUGUGCCAACGAGGCUAUGCUUGUAAGUGAAGCAUAUCGGACCCUCCGUGACAGAGGCCCAUACCCGGCCCAUGAGGUUCUCAAGGAUCUUGAAGGUAGCUUUGGAUUUGUGAUCUAUGAUCACAAGGCUGAUACAGUCUUUGUUGCCUUGGGUGCUGAUGAAAAGGUGAAGCUAUUUUGGGGCAUAGCUUAUGAUGGAUCUGUUAUGAUAUCUGAUAAUGUGGAUCACAUUAAAGCAAGUUGUAUCAAAUCAUUUGCUCCCUUCCCUGCUGGGUGCAUGUACCAUUGUGAAACAGGAUUAAAGAGCUAUGAGCAUCCAAGUUACAAGAUGAAAGCAAUGCCAAGAGUAGAUAGUGAAGGAUCAAUGUGUGGAGCUUAUUUCAAGGUUGAUGUCUACUCAAAAGUGAAUAGCAUGCCAAGAGUUGGAAGUGCAGCAAAUUGGGCAAAUUGGGGCCAAUAGACAUGAUUUAGACCUCAUUAAAAAAAAAAGGCUAUAUAAACAAAGACUUGUUAUCUUUGUUAUUUGCUGCUGUUUUAUUAAUUGUGUUUCAAGCAUUUUCAUCUUCCAAAUGGACCUAGGCUUUGUAAAUUGACUUGAGGUUCCUAAAUGGGAAGAUUGUCUCUUUUAGCCCUUUUUUUCUCUUUAUUUUGUACUACUCAUUUUGGGGAUUAACCUUUGUAUAGAUGAGACUCUCUCUUAGUUUGCUCC
Messenger RNA from Nicotiana attenuata, 1126 nucleotides. Its product is annotated as stem-specific protein TSJT1-like. The coding region runs from base 116 to 877 and encodes 253 amino acids. The record is from RefSeq and is a predicted model, not a curated record. The transcript has 4 exons. NCBI's taxonomy places the organism in Eukaryota, Viridiplantae, Streptophyta, Magnoliopsida, Solanales, Solanaceae.